Messenger RNA from Capsicum annuum, 4200 nucleotides. Its product is annotated as protein SABRE-like. NCBI's taxonomy places the organism in Eukaryota, Viridiplantae, Streptophyta, Magnoliopsida, Solanales, Solanaceae. The record is from RefSeq and is a predicted model, not a curated record.
AUAAACAAAAAAAAAAAAAACAAAAAGUAGUACCCCAAUAGUUCCCAUAUAUCUAACCGCACCAGAUCCCAACUCAACAGUCUCCUCCCUUUCUCCUUGUUUUUUUUUUUUCAAAAAAAAAAAAAAAAACACAGAGAGAGAAAAAGAGUGAUCCACCACUUUCUCCCCCAUUUCUUCUUAAAUUAAAUCCAUUUUCAACACCAAAAUAUCUUAUUACCCCCGGAUCCAUCUCCCCUUUUCCCUUAAAUAUAAGUGUGUGUAGAUAUAUAUAUAUAUAUAUAUAUAUAUAUAUUUAUUUAUUUUAUUUAUUUAUUAAUCCCUUUGUUUCCACUUUCUCCGUUUUCCCCCAAUUCCAAAAUUCACCCUUUGAUCUUCGUUUUCAUCAUGUAAAAUACUAAAAUUUCAGUACAUGAUAUACAAGAGUUGAAGAGGAUCGGAGUGACGGAAUGGAUGGUUCACCGGCAAAGUUUCUGUUUGGAUUCCUCUUUGCUUCAAUAAUACUAUGGACUAUCUUCGUGUUUGCUUCCCGCAUGUUGGCUUGGAUUCUAAGUCGAGCCAUGGGAGCAUCUGUUUCAUUCCGUGUUGGAGGAUGGAAAUGCUUGAGAGAUGUCGUGGUGAAGUUCAACAAGGGUGCAGUUGAAAGCGUAUCCAUUGGCGAAAUUAGACUUAGUAUUCGGCAAUCCUUGGUCAAGCUUGGCGUUGGUUUUAUAUCCAGGGAUCCAAAACUACAGGUGUUAAUAUGUGAUUUAGAAGUUGUAAUGAGGGCUUCAAGUAAAAGCACAAAAAAGGUGAAGUCUCGUAAAUCUCGCAAGUCAGGUAGAGGAAAGUGGAUGGUUGUAGCUAAUAUGGCCAGAUUUUUGUCGGUUUCAGUGACUGAGUUGGUUGUGAAGACACCAAAAGCUACUCUUGAGGUCAAAGAGUUGACACUUGAUUUAUCUAAAGAUGGUGGAUCCAAGCCAGAAUUGUUUGUCAAGUUGCUGCUUGCUCCUAUCUUUGUUCACUUUGGUGAAUCACGAGUCAGUUAUGAUCAAUCGUCAGUGUAUGCUGGAUCUUUUCCCUCAAACGAUGGAUUAUUAGCCAUGACCGAAAAGGUCUCUGCUCCUUUCAGUUGUGAAGAAUUUUCCAUCACGUGUGAGUUUGGCCAUGAUAGGGAAGCAGGAGUGGUUGUUAGGAAUGUGGAUAUUGCCACAGGCGAUGUUUCCAUUAAUCUGAAUGAGGAGUUGUUACUUAAAAGAAAAGGCGGAGAUGCCUUUUCUUCUACAGGUACUGAAUCUGGUACUGCUGAAAAGCCUGUGAAAACCCCAGCUAAUUUGGCUAUUAUGAAAUAUGCGUCAAUGUUUCCUGAAAAGCUUAGCUUCACGUUGCCCAAACUGGAUAUGAAGUUUGUGCACCGUGAAGUGGGUCUUAUUGUUGAGAAUAACAUUAUGGGCAUCCAACUGAAAGGCACAAAAUCUCGAUCCUUUGAAGAUGUUGGAGAAAGUACGCGAGUUGAUGUUCAGAUGGAGUUCAGUGAGAUUCAUCUACUAAAAGAUGGUGGUAUAUCAGUUGUGGAGAUAUUAAAACUUGAUGUUGUCUCUUCCUCAUAUAUUCCACUUCAGCCUGCUUCACCCAUCAGAUCAGAAGUUGAUGUCAAGCUUGGAGGUACUCAGUGCAACGUGGUGAUGACUAGAUUACAUCCUUGGAUGCGCGUUCUUGCUUUGAGAAAAAAGAAAAUGGUUCUUCGAGGAGAAAGUACUACUUCUGAAAGAUCUCACUCAUCUGAUCAUAAAGCAUUCAUGUGGACCUCCACUAUUUCAGCCCCAGAAAUGACUGUAGUGCUCUACGAUUUGAAUGGCUCUCCGCUCUAUCAUGGUUGUUCACAGUCAUCACAUGUCUUUGCCAAUAAUAUAUCAAGUACAGGCACAGUGGUGCACAUGGAACUUGGUGAAUUUAAUCUGAACAUGUCAGAAGAGUAUCGAGAAUGCUUAAAGGAGAGUCUCUUUGGGGUUGAAACAAACAUGGGUUCACUUAUUUAUAUAGCAAAAGUCAGCGUUGACUGGGGCAAGAAAGAUAUGGAUUCACCUGAAGAUAGUCUCAAGUAUAAAACAGUUCUCUCUGUUGAUGUUACUGGGAUGAGUGUUCACUUAACCUUCCGGCGCAUUGGGUCUCUGGUGUCUACAGCUUUGUCUUUCAAGCGCUUACUGAAGAUUCUUUCUGGUUCUGGUAAAAAACCACACAACCAGGUGACAAAAUCGUCCAAGCCAUCAGGGAAAGGGAUUCAACUCAUCAAAUUCAAUUUAGAAAAAUGCUCUUUAAAUGUUUGUGGAGAAGUGGGUUUGGAAAAUUCUGUUGUUCCUGAUCCCAAACGUGCCAAUUAUGGAUCUCAGGGAGGUCGAAUUGUAGUUAGUGUUUCAGCUGAUGGUACACCCCGCACUGCAACUAUAACACCUACAGCUCCAGUUGAACUUAAAAAACUCAAAUACUCUCUGUCUCUUGAUAUUUUCCACCUAAAUCUAACCUUGAACAAGGAGAAACUAUCUACACAAAUGGAGCUUGAAAGAGCGAGAUCAAUCUAUCAAGAACAUUUGGAAGACAAUAACCUCCCUGGAGCAAGAGUUACAUUGCUCGACAUGCAGAAUGCUAAGUUUGUGAGGCGAUCUGGUGGUCUUAAAGAGAUUGCAGUGUGCUCACUCUUUAGUGCCACUGAUAUAUCAGUCAGAUGGGAGCCUGAUGUAUAUAUAGCUUUGGUUGAACUUGGGCUACACUUGAAAUUACUGAUGCACAAUCAGAAGCUUCAGGAACUUGGUAAAGACGGCCUUAAAGAAAAUGGGCAGGAAAAUGAGACUUCGAUGGAGUCAGUACCACUGGAGAAACGCAAGAAAAGAGAAUCCAUUUUUGCUAUUGAUGUGGAAAUGCUUAAUAUAUCUGCUGAAGUUGGAGAUGGUGUUGAGAUGACUGUCCAAGUGCAGUCGAUCUUUUCUGAAAAUGCUCGGAUUGGUGUGCUUCUUGAAGGGUUAAUGCUCAACUUUAAUAAUGCAAGAAUAUUUAGAAGUAGCAGAAUGCAAGUCUCUCGCAUUCCAAAUACUUCUAGAAGUGCACCAACUGCAAAACACGAGAUGGGCACAACAUGGGAUUGGGUUAUUCAAGCCCUUGAUGUCCACAUAUGCAUGCCAUACAGGUUGGAAUUGCGGGCCAUUGAUGAUUCUGUUGAGGAAAUGCUUCGAGCUUUAAAGCUUGUUACUGCUGCAAAAACUAAACUUUUGUUUCCCAAAAAGGAAGAGAAAUCAAAACCUGAAGAGACCAGUUCAUCCAAAAUUGGACGAGUUCGGUUUUGCAUAAAGAAGCUCACUGCUGAUAUUGAAGAACAACCAAUACAGGGAUGGCUGGAUGAACAUUAUCAGCUGUUGAAGAAGGAGGCUUGUGAAUUAGCUGUCAGAUUAAACUUUCUUGAUGAGCUUAUUUCAAAAGGUGCUAAAUCUCGUGGUGUUGCAGAAAAAAAGGAUUCUCUUGAAGGUAGUAAGAUCCAUUUUAACGGAGAAGAGAUUGACGUGGAGGACACUUCAGCCAUUCAGAAACUGCAAGAGGAGAUCUAUAAGAAGUCAUUCAGGUCGUAUUACCAGGCAUGCCAAAAUCUUGUGCAAUCACAAGGAUCAGGGGCCUGUAGUGAAGGGUUUCAAGGGGGUUUCAAGCCUAGCACUGCCAGGAGUUCUCUCUUUUCAGUUUCUGCUACAGAGUUGGAUGUGAGUUUGACAAGAAUUGAAGGAGGUGAUUCUGGGAUGAUAGAGAUUCUGCAAAAGCUUGAUCCAGUAUGUCGUGCACAUAACAUCCCAUUUUCACGAUUAUAUGGUAGUAAUAUCAAUUUGCAUACAGGUUCCCUUGUUGUUCGGAUAAGAAAUUACGCAUACCCACUUCUUGCUGCAACUUCUGGCAGAUGUGAAGGACGUGUCAUACUCGCUCAGCAGGCAACUUGUUUUCAACCCCAAAUCCAUCAAAAUGUGUACAUUGGGAGAUGGAGGAAGGUUCGUUUGCUCCGUUCUGCUAGUGGGACAACUCCACCAAUGAAAACAUACUCUGAUUUGCCCUUACAUUUUGAGAGAGCAGAAAUUUCCUACGGAGUUGGUAUUGAACCAGCUCUUGCUGAUAUUAGCUAUGCUUUCACAGUGGCCAUGCGUAGGGCCAAUUUAAGCAUCAGAAAUCCUAGUCCAGAUCCUCCGCCACUGA